CCGUGCCGAGCUGGGGGGGAGGCGGGCGUGCAGCGCUGGCCGCGGCCAUGGCGUUGAACCCGGUGCUGGGGAAGCUGGUCAGCAAGAGGGUGGUGCUGGCCAGCGCCUCGCCGCGCCGCCAGGAGAUCCUCACCAACGUGGGCCUGCGGUUUGAGGUAGUUCCAUCCUGGUUUAAAGAGACACUUGAAAAGUCGUCUUUUGCAGCCCCAUAUGAAUAUGCCAUAGAAACUGCAAAACAGAAGGCUCUGGAAGUAGCAAACAGAAUGCACGUAAAACACCUGAGAACACCUGAUGUUGUUAUAGGAGCAGACACUAUUGUGACUGUGGAUGAGCAGAUCCUGGAGAAACCAGUUGAUAAGCAAGAUGCAUAUAGGAUGCUGUCAAGGCUGAGUGGGAAAGAGCACAGUGUUUUCACAGGAGUGGCUAUUAUACACUGCAGCAGUAAAGGUAAUCAGCUAGAGACAGAAAUCACUGACUUCUAUGAAGAGACUAAAGUAAAAUUUUCAGACCUUUCUGAAGAGCUGUUAUGGGAGUACAUUCAUAGUGGGGAGCCUAUGGACAAGGCUGGUGGAUAUGGAAUCCAGGCCCUUGGUGGGAUGUUAGUUGAAUAUGUGCACGGAGACUUCUUGAACGUGGUGGGAUUUCCUCUGAAUCACUUCUGCAAAAAGCUAGCAGAAUUGUACUAUCCACCCCCCAAACAUACUGUACAGCAUAUAAAGCAUGACUCUAUCCCUUCUGUGGACACUUUUGAAAACCUAAGUGAUGGAGAAGGUGAAUCAUCCAAUUUCACAGAGUGUAAAGGUGCUAAUAAGUUGGACAGUAGCAGCAUGUGUCCCUCAAGACCUGUUUACAACUGUGAGAACAUCUCUAGUGUUAGAACUGGCUUUACAGUACCUUUGGGAAAUCAGAAUGGAGUAUCAGAAAGUGCAGCAAAACUUCCAUCUAAAAUUCUAGACCUGAUGGAUGGUUUUAAAGCUUCAAAGGCGCUGUUUGUAGCCUGUAAGCUGAAGAUCUUUGAUUAUUUGAAAAAUAAAGGUCCUCUGAAGGCUACGGAUGUUGCAAAUGAGGUUGGAACCUCAGUGUGUGGAACAGAAAGACUCCUUGAUGCCUGUGUGGCUCUUGGAUUGCUGGAGAAGACAUCACAAGGCUACAGUAAUACAGAUUCAGCAAAUACUUACCUGACAUCAGAUGGUGAAUAUUCACUUCAUGGCUACAUUAUCCACUCUAAUGAUCAUCUUUGGCCUCUCUUUACAAACCUGGAGUCUGCUGUUAAAGAGGGAAGCAGGCAGAACCAUCGAGCCUUUGGAAGGAAAGCAGAGGAUUUAUUUAAGGACUAUUAUCACAGCCAGGAGGUGAAGCAGCGUUUUAUGGCUGCCAUGCACAAUGUUGCCCACCUGACAGCACGAGAUGUGGCUACAGCAUUUGAUCUUUCACAGUUUAAGUCUACUUGUGAUUUAGGAGGUUGUACUGGAGCUUUGGCUCAUGAAUUAAUACAAAUAUACCCAAGUAUGAAGGUCACAGUGUUUGACCUUCCAGAAGUCAUUGCAAACAUCUCUUACUUUCAGCCUUCAGAACAAUGCACAGCUCCAGUGACGUUUGUAUCAGGUGACUUCUUCAAGGAUAAUCUUCCAGAAGCAGAUCUUUACAUCCUUUCACGUGUUCUUCAUGACUGGCCAGAUGACAAGAUUCAUGUACUGCUAAGUAAAAUAUCAGCUGUUUGCAAACCAGGAAGUGCCUUGCUAGUGGCAGAAAUUGUGCUCGACGAGCAGAAGACGCACCCUCCAACAGCUGUACUGCAGUCCCUCAGUAUGACUGAAGGCAAGCAGAGAAGUGGCUCAGAAUAUAAACAGCUACUGGAGAAAUAUGGAUUCACAAAUAUACAAAUUAAGAUCACAGGAACCUUACUAGAUGCUGUUCUGUGCUUCAAGAAGAAUCUGUCACCUUAGUGUGUACAGAAAUAACAUGGGAUGAAGAGUUCUUAACGCUUAUGCUGGUUGAUGAUGGGUAUAUUGCACACUUUGUCAGUUUAAGAUUGUUUUGACCCUUCACCCCUAUGUUACAGACUUUGAAUAAAAAGUUGGACUGUUGCUUGUGGAGGAAUGAGUUGUAUGCUUUAAAAAGUGUUUUGGGGCAUAUUGAAAAUUGUGUAUGAAAAAGCUUUUGUACACUUUGGCUAGUCUGCAGACUAUGUUAAACUUGGAGUUGAUGUAGCUGUAUAGUAGCAAGUUAAAAAUGACAAGCUUUCAUGAGCCUCAUUAAUACCUGUUUUCUUGGGCCUUAGAGCUACAGAUUUCUCCCUCUGCAGUAUAUUCAGUGGUCACUAUUCAUGUUUAUCAGAAAUGUAAAAAUAAUAAUGAUACUCUAUCAAUAUCAAGAUGCUAGUCCUCUUUUUCACUUCUGUGGGGCUUUACUGAAAAAGCAAUUGAAGGAUAGCAUUUUUAGGCAUGUGUGUUUUUUUUUUUUUUUUUUUGCCUUGGGCAAAAGGGAAAAUAGAACAAAGCUCCAAACAUGUUCCUACAAGAGCAGUAGUGUCAUGAGCUUCAGCAGCCUCUAACGUACAGCCAUAAUAUAUGCCCACAGGCUGCAGUUGAGAGUUGUUCGUAUUGGAUCCUAUCAGUUUUGUUUCUUCUGAAUACAGUUCUACAGCUGAAUGUGACUUCUGUCUCAUUUGACACGAAUCCUAGGCUUUAUACAUAAAUUCUCUUAUGAAAACUAUGAAUAGAAAUUUUAGCAGCUUCUUCAUGUUCCAGUCUUUAACUGGAGAAUUUUAUUCUCUAUCCCCUCUCCUCAAGUAACUCGUAACUUAUGUCACCACUUUUAAUCUUCGUUUUUUCCUGAUAGUUCAUUGGCAUUAUUUUAGAUUUAAAAUUCACUUUGUGGUGGAAGCUUUUCUGGAGAUGGAAGUUGCUUUCCAGAACUAGCUUUCUCAUCUAUCAGUUGUGAGUUUCUUGCCAUAUGUCCUGUCACGUGUUUCUACAGCAAUAAUCCUGAUGAGCCAGGGUGAUAGAGGCAGUACCUGUGUUGAAUCACCGACCUCUGCAAAUAAAAGUUUAUAAGCAAGGUCAAGAGUUACAUCUACCUGGUCUUGUUGAUUAAUCAGAAGUUACUUUGCUCUUUGAGCACUGAGUAAAGGAAAAGUGCUACAGUGAUUUAGUUAAUCAUGAGAAACGUGUAGUACAGAGUAUUUCAGGGAAAUGCAGACUGCUCCCAGAGAUGGGUUCAAGUCUUAGCAGAAGCUUUUUAUGCAUGGAAUUUGGCUGACUUAAUCUGCAUAGACAUUUAGAGAUAAGAUGUUGGCCUACUGAUUAGAUUUAAAACAGCUUUUUCCAUAUUGUUAUGAAGUUUGCCAUUGUGUUUAACGGGUUUGUAUCCUAAGACUCAUUCCAGCAAUGAGGUGUUUCUCACUUCAUAGCUAUUCAUAAAAUUCAUAAUGCUGUUCUUUAAGCUGCUAGAAGCUGUUUGAGUCAGAACACUGCAGUCCUAAAGUUGGCACACCUCUGUCACACUUAGAGGCACAGGUUUAAGUACUGUGUACUUGCUGACUGUAAAACUUAAAUAGCACAUGCUUGGUUACCACACAACCUCAGUGUACUCUGUGAUUAAAGUGCAGCACUUUAUAUGCAGUGAGCCUUAUUCCCUUGGGCAUGGUGUCUGUGGUAAAGUACUACCGCAGCUCUACUGGGCUCUUCAUCAGAUUUCCUUUUUAAAGUAUUCUGAGGUAUGAAUGAAAGCUAUUUAUAAUAAAAUAUUCCAUAAAUAAAUAUGAUUUAUAAAUAUUCAAGUAGUAAAUAUUAAUAGAGUGCUGUGUUGCUGUUGGGUUCAGGAUCACUUUGCUAGCUACUUUUGCCUUAAGAAGGAGGCUAAUACAAACUGUAGACAAAUCUGCUUUGCUGAACAGUCUGAAUGUAGUCUAUAUUCGUGGAUGUCUCCAAACAAAAUAGACUGUUCUAUUUUAGAAACUGGUCUUGCAGUGAGAAGAAAAGAUGCAAGCUGCAUUUUUACCUUCCCGAGUGGCUUGCAUCUACACCCUCAACUUUUACCAUAGUAAGGAGAGUGGGCACAGGUCAGGAGACUGGGCACAGCAAAGGAAUACUGGCAGAAUUUAAGAGGGAGGUGGCUGUGAGACCUGAAAUGUGAGCAAGUCCAGUGGAAGUCACGAUGGCUUGGGGCUGCAUUAUGUAGCUUGCGAGGAGGGCCUUGAAGGAAACGUACCUCAGUCUAGAAUAGGUGGUUUGGGGGGAAAUCGGGCCUUUCACUGCCAAGGAGGCAGAUACCAAAAAGGCAGAGCCAGGCAUGCAAUGUGGAAGGAGAGAAUGGGCAUAACUGGGGAGACUGACUGGAUAUCAAGGGGAGGGGAAGGGAGAAUUGCUCUAAGGACAAUUAAGGGUUGGAGCAGAUUGCCCAGAGAGUCUGUAGAUCUCUGUCCUUCAAGGUUUCAAGAUCUGAGGGCGAUGCCCUGAACAAGCUGAUCUGACUGUAGAGCUGCCACAGUUUGAGCAAGGCUGGACAUCUGUGGUCCUUUAUGACCUAAGAUGUUCUGUAAUCAUCUGGCAUAUUUCAGUCACCUGAGAAGUCAUAAACUCAUCUUCUCUCAUUGAUGUUCAAACUCUGUUCUUCUGAAGAAGGCUGGUAUUAUUUGCAGACUGGUGAAAGGGGUGGAGUUAAUGGCAUUGCACUGAAAAGAUUUCCUCAGCAUUUGGUGCAAGAAAACUUGGGUCUGUUAACUAAUCAGGUCAUAAGGAAUGAAGGAGCUAAGUUUUAAAAUCCAAACAAAUUGCUGCCAAUUAAGCCUAUAGGUUUUCUGUUGCUUCAUUGGGAAAUGGCAUUCAGCGAUGCCUUCUUGAAGAUGCCGUCUUGCCCAUGUUCUUUAACAAACAGUUUGGAGGAAGUCUGAUGCACAGGACUUUUUUAUUUUUUGAGGUGGAGAAUUACGGGUAGAAAAAAUGCUAGAUGAAUGAGAUAGAUAAUGGCUAUUCUGUGUCCCCCUCUCAGGGUAUACAAAAUUUGGACACUGUCUUCCAAAGUUGUACCACAGCGAUGACUUAAAAAUGACAGUCCUGCAUCACUCUACCUAGCAUUUGCUGUGCAGAGACUGUAGUACUCAGCUCUCUGUUAAAGGCAAAGAAGAAUCACACAAGAAGGGUGAGAGGGAACAGAAACUACAGGUUCUUGACAAAUGGGGUUCAUCUUUCUAGCCUGAGAUACCUAAACAUCAGGCAUUCAAGUAAUCUAGUCACCUCAAGUUCCUAUUGCUAGAGAAUAGGUAUUUUCAGUAAAUGCUUCAUCUUGCCUAUCUAUGAAAGGAAAUUUCCUGGGUUUUGUAUGGAAAUCGAUUAUACAUUUAAUGGUGGAUAGUCUCUAUUUAAGAAAGCUAACUGAAAUGCAUUUAAUUUUUCAAUGCCUGAAUUCAGACAAGAAUCCCAUGGGAGAGGGAAUGUAGGUUCAGUUCACCUCAGACAUGCUUGGCUAAUCGUUUUUCUUUGUGAAGCACUUGUUCACCACAGCGUAAGUGGCUUGAACUUGCUUUAAGGUAACUAAUAAUAUGGUGAUGAUGUAGAGAACUCAGUAAGCUUUCAGAAGGACUUCAACAACACCUGAUAGUAACACAGAUCUCAUCCAGCAAUUUUAUCAAGUCCUAAUCUUUUUUCUACCUAGCUGCAGUGUUAUGCUUCAUUUAUUUAUUUUUUAAAUGGCUAAAUGUCAGAAGUGUACUGAUUGGAAUGGCAAAAGGGAUUGUCUUCAUCAUCAGAACACAGUUAUUAAUGUUGUGCAGCACUUAGUACUAAAAUCACUGUAAAAUGGCUGACAUUUUAAUCUGAGUUGGUGGCUUCCUAUCUCUACUGUGCCAAGAGAAACUGCCAUAUAAGAUGCUGGUCCAAAAGACUCUAAGUAAAACAAGCGCUGUUUUGUCAGUAAUCCCCUCGCUCAUGUCUUCCCUUUCAUGGGUCUGAAGAUGGAGGAGGACGCUGUGUGAGCACAGAGUAACUCAAGUUCUGCUCUCCGCCCUUGGUUGCUCCCAGCAAAAAACCUCAGUUUGUACAGAAAUAAUGUGCAGUGUUGGCUGCUUCUGUAACACUUGCCAUCCACCACAAUUUCAAUAUGAAGGUGAAGCAGCAGUAUAUUCCAAAUAAUUCUAACUACUAUACUUAUCUUACUGUUUUCCAUAGCAGUUGCACCAAGUCUAAGUAGCCCCCUCUUGCCCUGCAAACAGCUGUGAUGUGUGUUGGAUUUUCCUGUGUUUUUUUAUAAGAGUAGUGGAUUAUACAUUUAAUAGUGGGUUGGUCGUUUAAAAUACAGCAAAUGGGUAAAUGAA
This is a messenger RNA of Oxyura jamaicensis (ruddy duck), 6313 nucleotides long. RefSeq names its product acetylserotonin O-methyltransferase like (gene ASMTL). Gene Ontology annotation, molecular function: O-methyltransferase activity; nucleoside triphosphate diphosphatase activity. The transcript has 13 exons. The record is from RefSeq and is a predicted model, not a curated record. The coding region runs from base 48 to 1946 and encodes 632 amino acids. Lineage: Eukaryota; Metazoa; Chordata; Aves; Anseriformes; Anatidae.